Molecule: messenger RNA, 1668 nt
Organism: Ipomoea triloba (trilobed morning glory)
Lineage: Eukaryota; Viridiplantae; Streptophyta; Magnoliopsida; Solanales; Convolvulaceae
Product: auxin-responsive protein IAA27-like
Exons: 5
Coding region: 223-1206 (327 amino acids)
Biological process (GO): regulation of DNA-templated transcription
Cellular component (GO): nucleus
Molecular function (GO): protein binding
Source: RefSeq, a predicted model, not a curated record
AAAAGAAGCUUCUUUUAUUUUUUCUCCACUGCAAUCAAAUACUACUACUAAACUACUAAUACACAAACCUCAUUCUUAUUAGUGUGUUCUUGAGUUUUACAUGCUAUCUGGUAUUACUAGACUAGCUCAGAGCUUUGCUUUACUUGUAUCAUUUCAGAGGUCUUUCAAUUUCAAUUUCAAUAGCAUUUUUUACAUUCUUGAACUGUACUGUUUUGAACUUUGAUGUCUACACCCUUGGAAGAGCAUGAUUACAUAGGCUUAUCAGAGGUUCCUUCAAUGGAAAACUCUGAGAAGAGCUGUGUUUCCUCUGUUGACAGUGAGAGGAAGGCCAAAGGCUUGAACUUGAAGGCCACUGAGCUGAGACUAGGGUUGCCUGGUUCUGAGUCACCAGAGAGGGAGAAUGGGUCUCUGGUGGAGGAGAAGAAUGGGUACUCAUCAGUUGGGGUUUUGGGGGCCAAGAGGGGGUUCUCUGACACCAUUAAUGGUGGUUCUGAGAAGUGGGUUUUCUCUGCAAGUGGUGGAUCUGAGGCUGACUUGCCUAAACAAGGUGGAGCCUUGUUUUCCCCUAGGGGUGUCAAUGGGGGUGCCAAGAUCCUUGCUCCUGAAACUAAUACCCAGCAGUCUUCCAUGGCUUCCACUCUAAUGAAAGAGGCUCCUCCCCACUCUCCAAGGCCUGCCCAGGAGAAAAAGCCUCAGGUUUCUGCUUCACCUAGCCAUGGUGUUGCUCCUGCAGCAAAGGCACAGGUGGUAGGAUGGCCCCCAAUUCGAUCUUUUCGGAAGAAUUCGAUGGUUACUAAUCCUCCCAAGACCGAAGAAGGUCCAGAUGGGAAGUCGGGGUCGGGCUGUCUCUAUGUCAAAGUCAGCAUGGAUGGCGCCCCUUACCUGAGAAAAGUUGACCUUAAGAUCUACGACUGCUAUAAGGAUCUGACUUUGGCUCUGCAAAAGAUGUUUAGCUGUUUUACAAUCGGUCAAUCGGGAUCUCCAGGUGUUCCUAUCCGGGAUGGAUUGAGCGAAAGUAGAUUGAUGGAUCUGCAUGGUUCCGAAUAUGUACUUACCUUUGAAGACAAAGAUGGUGACUGGAUGCUCGUUGGUGAUCUUCCAUGGGAAAUGUUCGUAGACUCUUGCAAGCGUCUAAGGAUCAUGAAGAGUUCAGAUGCUGUUGGUCUAGCUCCCAGAGCGGCCCUGGAGAAGUGCAAAAACGGUUAAAAGAAAUGCAGUGCUCUCACUGCAAGUGGAUCAACAACACUCGGGAAGCCUUGAUUUGCAUUUGAAGUUGGCGUUCUAUAAGUUUGUGUAGCUACAAAUAUUCCAUGUCGACCUAGUAAACUGAAAAAAAAAAGGGGGACAACUCUCCAGUAAAAACCUCGUAUUCGUAUUCACAAUAACUCUGAUCUUAAGCUUUCAUAGGUAUGCUUUUCCUUAAAUUUCCAGAUUGUAUUCUUACGUAUUUGCUUCAUCAAGGCUUUUGUUGUCGUCGUCUUCUAUGUAAAUGGCUAAUGGUAUUGUCUUGUUUAUCUCGCUCCCCCAUCACCACCACCAUCUCUUAGCCACCGGUUUAUUUCGCGUGGCAGUUAAACAGUUUUAACACUCAUCCAUCAACUGUAUCAAUUGUACUAUGUUGUUUUGGCUGCUGUUGACAAUUAUACAGUGAAACUUAGAACUACCAUA